AUGGAUUUUGACACCAUUUACGGCGCUGGCUACAAUAAAUCAACGUUUUAUGGUCUUCAGGUAGGGGUUUGGGUAUUACGGAGAAGUUGUUUGUUGUUGAAGAUAAGGGAAGGUAUUUAUUUGUUGUUGAAGAUAUCGAAAAGCUUGUUUUUGAAGUUAUUGAUUGUUGUUUUAUUGGUUUUAAUAAUUUUUAACGUUUUAUCUUCCAGUAUCAAGCUCAUGAUGGAGCAGAACAAACUUUGUGUUACGAAAAAUUUGGCAUUUUUGUAAGUUUUUGCGAUAUUAUCAUAGGAAAACACAAGGAAAUUACUCAACUUCUUGUACUUACAUGAUUUUUCUUAAUAAAAAGUUUGAAAUCAAUCAGAGCAGGGCUGGUUGGGCACUUUCUUUGGUAGUGUAUUACCUUUUUUAGCAUAACUUUUUUUAAAAUGAAGGUAGAAGCUUGGAAAUUUGAUAGAUUGUAGACCAUUUUGUAUACCAGUUACUGGAAAAAACAAAGUUUUAAUUUUUUUAAAUUUGACAAAGUUACAGUAAUUUUACUGUACCUUAGUUCUUGAAACUUACAUAAUUUUAAAGGUUAAAAGCUAUAGCUCAUGACUUUACAAUAAAAAAUAGGUUUUAGACCUCACAAUUACACCUUAAAGCCAUAAUUAUCAUCUUUUUCAGAUGUUUUCAAUUUUAAUUUUCAACUGCGUAUUGGUACUCGUAAACAUUGUAUUUGUAGUAAUUGUUGUCAUUGCCUACAAAAAAGUAUUCUGUAAUUGGAGGAUGGAUGAGGACUUUGAUAUUGAAAGUUUGGGUAGUAGUUUUGUGUCAGAUAAAGGCAGAGGAUUUAGAUCAAGCUGGUUUAACAGUUUGUUGAAGAAGCCGGUGGAUAAGGUAAAAAUUUUAAAGUUUAAUAUUAGGCUUGGAAGGCAUUUUUAGUAGAUUUUUGUCAUUUCUAUGAACUUUUAGACCGCAAAAAGUUUUUUUGAUAAGUUUUUUAAAAAUGUGUUCUUUUUAUUAUCUAUAAUUACAUUUUUCAGCCCUAUGACCCAACGGCUUCACAGCGUUCCCAGCUUCGAAAGACCGUGAGUCAAGACGAGCGGCACGAUCUGAUUCCGGCCGUAAAGCGUCGAAAUUCAAUGGAACAAUUGCGUUUGAAGAAAUGUGUUUCUUUUGAAGACGAACCCUCUCCACGAAGGUUCAAUUUGAAUGUGGAAGUGCACGAUGAGUUUCAGUUUGCCGAUGCUGAUGCCAUUAAGCCGGCCGAUGAAUCUUCUAAAACUGCUAAACGUAGUGAUUUGUAA
Messenger RNA from Bursaphelenchus okinawaensis, 1289 nucleotides. The record is from the annotation of a GenBank genome assembly. NCBI's taxonomy places the organism in Eukaryota, Metazoa, Nematoda, Chromadorea, Rhabditida, Aphelenchoididae.